CUUAUCACUUCUGAUAUCUUUACUACUCGUAUCACUACCUAGAUCUUAUUAAAAUACCAAAGCCUACUCCAGACUGGCAUUCGCUCUCGUGGAAAAUCUCUCGAAAACGGCCUCAACCACAUACAUACUCCGUGCAAAAGCCACUCAGAUUUAAAUCCCCACCACACUCCACGAUGAGGAUGCCAGAAUCUCCUCUCCGCGUCGGGAUAAUCGGGGUUGGCAACCUCGCCCAAAACACCUUCAUCCCGACCCUCCAAUCCCUCAACCACCAAUACACCCUAACAUCUAUCUGCGACAUCGACCCUCAAACCCUCAACUUCGUCCAAACGCAUCACAAGAUCCCCAAAGCCACCACUAUCCCACACGAGCUCAUCCACGACCCAGACCUCGAUCUCAUCUUCAUCCUCACCCCGGAUGAAUAUCAUGAAACAUACUCCAUCGCGACCUUACAGGCGGGAAAGCAUGUUUUCGUGGAAACGCCACUUACAUUUAGUAUUCAGAGUGCGCAGCGCAUUCUGGCUGCGGAGAGACAGACGGAAACAGUACCAGGGAAUGGGAUGGGGAAGAAAGUAUUCGUAGGAUAUGCACGACGGUUUGCGCCUAGUUAUGUUGAGUCGUUUAAGAGAGAAGUCGAUAGUAUUGAGCGGAUCAUGCAUGUUCGAUGUUGGGAUUUCGUCGGACAGAUUUAUUAUACUCAGAGAGCAGCAGCAGCAGCAGCAGCAGCAGCAGCAGCAGCAUCGUCUUCUUCUUCCUCUACCCUUGCGACGGGUCCGGAACCUCCCUCCGGGAGGGAGGAAGGAGUCGUGGAACUUUUCCAUACGUUGCUCCAAGAGACGUUUAUUUACCAGGACGUUACUCCGGAACGGGUCUCGAUGUGUCGAUUCCUCUGCUCAUUGGGAUGUCAUGAUCUAUCAUUAAUAAGGGAGUUGUUCGGUCUACCUGAUGCAGUCGUGGGGGUUACUGUUAAUGAUCCAUUUUACUCGGCUUCGCUCUACUAUCAUGAUAGUCACGAGCGGGUCUUUCCCGUGGUGUAUGAGUCUGGAGUGGACUCUAUCCCGCGGCAAGAUGCAUGUCUCGUCGUUCAUGGGUCGAACAAGACAGUGAGCAUUGAGUAUAAGUCGCCGAAUUUGGUACAGGUCGUUGUCGACGAGGUCAAGAAUGAUGGACAGGUGAGGAAGAGAGAAGUGGUGAGCAGCGGUACUGAGCAGGAUGCAUAUGUGGAAGAACUCAAGGCUCUUUAUGCGUCGGUGGUAGAUGGAAAGCCGGUGAAGACGAGUGUGCAGGAUGCGAUUAAGGAUUUGAGGGUGUCGAGGAUGAUAUUUGAGCAGCACGAUAGGCAGUGUGGGACGAUUCGGACACCACUUGGUUGAAAGGGUUGAUUGCUAGGCGUUUUCUUAGCUGGGGUUAUGUUUGCCGUGGUGUUUAAUUUGGCUGUUACUUGGGGGUUAUAUUGGAUCGAGAUUGAGUAUGAUGAAAUGAUAGUAAUGUAAUGCUAAUAUAGUUCUAUCAAACACGAUUUCCAGCAUGUCAUGAACUAUAUACAGCUACGCCAGGAAC
Messenger RNA from Paecilomyces variotii, 1557 nucleotides. RefSeq names its product putative NAD binding Rossmann fold oxidoreductase. The coding region runs from base 174 to 1370 and encodes 398 amino acids. Lineage: Eukaryota; Fungi; Ascomycota; Eurotiomycetes; Eurotiales; Thermoascaceae. The record is from RefSeq and is a predicted model, not a curated record. Gene Ontology annotation, molecular function: nucleotide binding. The transcript has a single exon.